GGUGCGAAUGUCCUGGUGGGCUUGGACUCCCUGGCUAAGCUGGCGGACUUUGGCUGCUCCAAGCGCGCCAAGGAUGAGACGACCUCUGUGACUAUCGAGGGCUCCAUUCCGUGGAUGGCUCCUGAGGUCCUCACGCAUUCGCGCUACGGACGAGCAGGUGACAUUUGGAGCUUCGGAUGCUUGGUCAUCGAGAUGGCCACAGCGGAUGCUCCAUGGGGUCACUUUGAUAACCUCAUGGCAGCGAUCCUCAAGAUUGGAAUGUCCGGAGAGUUGCCACCGAUUCCGGAGACGGUCUCCGCCAACUGCAAGGGCUUUAUCCGACGAUGCACACAGCAUGACCCAGGUAAACGGCUGAGUGCCACGGAGCUCCUGAAUGAGGAGUUUGUGCUCGCAGUCGACGAGGAGGGAAACUUCAGGAAAAAGGAGGAAGCUGCAUCCCAAGCGGUUCCCGCCUGUGAGCGCAUUGACGAGGAGGUGGAUGAACUCCUACCGCCCGGUUGGGAGCGGCAUUUUUGCUCGAGCUGGUCUGCCUGGUAUUACUGGCAUCGUACAAGCGGGCGAUCGCAAUGGGUCAGGCCCAACGACGAUGAAGUGGAUGUCGAGGAGGAGAGUACCUCGCAACGCAGCGGCAAGAGCUCGCAAA
Symbiodinium pilosum is the source of this 643-nucleotide messenger RNA. The record is from the annotation of a GenBank genome assembly. Lineage: Eukaryota; Dinophyceae; Suessiales; Symbiodiniaceae.